UCUCUGUUGUGUUGAGASUCAGAAAUGACUUGUGGACUUGGUUUGGGAAUCUUGGUGGUUGUCUUUGUUCAAGCAGAGCAUGUAUGUUGUUUCUGGACUGAAGGAGCUCAGAACAUCCAGAACAGCAACACAAAUGUUGGCUUCCCACCACCAGAUGGCAGAUGGCUGAAAUCUKUCAGYUAUCCCCAGAAUCAAGUCAGACAAGGCUUUGUUUCUCCACACUCAGUCCAGAGCAGUAGCUUCAACACUGGUCCUGCAGUUUACAGUGGUUCUGGUCCAGGACUGUCCAGCAGGAGUUCAACACAAGCUGUUUCCCAGCCAGCCCACAGUUCAGUCAGACUGGUGCAGAGCAGCUCUGUGUUCAAAGACUACAGGCAAAAGCUGUCUUCACCCAGGGCUAAUGCUCCAAAUGUACUAAAGCUGUCCUCUGGUCUUUCUCCUGCUGUUGCUGGUGGACCUUCAGUGAGUCAGAACCAGAAGAACCCCUCUGCUCUCAGCAGGAGAAGUUGGCCUGUUCAGCAGGGACUGCAGCGUUCCAGCAAGUAUCCAUCCAGCAGCUCUCUGGCUUCUAGGGAAAGCUACUCCUUCAGACCAGUUUCUCCUCAGUCUGCAGCACAAGAACCUUCCAGGGCUGCUGCUAAAACCCCCUUUUCCCAAAGCCAAGUGGGUGCCUCUGCUGGUCUGUCUGGUCCUGUUGGUCCAAAACAAGGUGGACCCUCUGUACAGAUACAAACGUUCGCUCGUGGUCCUGCUAAGAGGGUGUCUUCAAAGCGUAGGUCUGGUGGACCUAAACCCAGGAGGCUGUCCUCUCUGACCAAGUCCUGGAAACCAUCUGUGGGUCAGGAAGGAGGUUGAAGACCCAGAAGCUGGCUGCAGACCUACAAAACCAGCCAUAAUCUGGCUGUCCCCAGGAGCAGCCCUGUGGGAGCUUCUGCCCAGGGUUCUACAGUUUUUGCCAUCCCUGAAGACUUUGGUGGCUUUGCUAUCAGACGGCUGAAAGAACCUGCAGACCAGAACCAAGUGACUGUCCAGAAGCAGCAGCUUCAGAUCCCCACAGCUGCUCCUCAGUGGCUGGUUCCAUCUACUCCCUAUCCUCAUCCAAAGGCCAGGUGGUCCAGGGUCAAGUUGUAGGCAGUUUCUAACUUGCCUACAUUAGGAGUUUUAAAAUGUWUCUUUGMAAUAAAAAAAAUUCCCCUUUAAUUGAGUGACU
Molecule: messenger RNA, 1210 nt
Organism: Austrofundulus limnaeus
Lineage: Eukaryota; Metazoa; Chordata; Actinopteri; Cyprinodontiformes; Rivulidae
Exons: 3
Coding region: 25-855 (276 amino acids)
Source: RefSeq, a predicted model, not a curated record